Molecule: messenger RNA, 4064 nt
Organism: Synchiropus splendidus (mandarinfish)
Lineage: Eukaryota; Metazoa; Chordata; Actinopteri; Syngnathiformes; Callionymidae
Gene: mest
Product: mesoderm specific transcript
Exons: 13
Coding region: 468-1394 (308 amino acids)
Molecular function (GO): catalytic activity
Source: RefSeq, a predicted model, not a curated record
CCAGGCGAGUUCGGGUCCAGUCCAGUAGGUGGCGCUGCAGCGCCGAGAAUCCCGCCGCUCGAGCCGUCCAAGAUGGUCUAUAGUCAAGGAAGAGCAAGUGCCGGACUGGUUUCCUGCCUUCGCUUCCUUCAGCUCGUGCCGUGGCAGAUAGGGAUCGCGUCAGAGUGAGACCUCUUCCUCUCGUAGCUUCUCGUCACCACCAGUUUCCGCUUCCGAGGACUUCGGACUCUGUGGCAACAACAACCCGAACUCGGCCAAGUCACCCGUGGAGCCCGGAACCGUGGUCCAGGCGUCGCACUCUCCGACACUGUGCCGUGCGCGCUUCAGGGACUUUUGACAUUAGAGAAAGGUCACUAUAUAACGUGGCGCGUGUGUUGGAGGCCAGUAGGGCGAAGUCCAACAGCUUUUGUUGACGUUUUACAAGGAAGGACCAGCACAGAAAUGGGACUCCCCUGCUCUGACUCAUCAUGAGGGAGUGGUGGCUCCACGUGGCUCUGGUCUGCCUCCCCCUGCUGGCAGUCUUCCUGCACAUCCCUCCCCCGCAGCUCUCUCCGUCCCUCAGCAAGUGGCUGUCCGGCGGCGAGCACUUCCUGUUCCGGGGCAGGAGGAUCUUCUACAAAGACUCUGGUGGCUCGGUGGGCAGCUCGGAGGUGGUGCUCCUGCUCCAUGGCUUCCCCACCUCCAGCUACGACUGGCACAAGGUGUGGGAGCCUCUCAGGCUGCACUUCCAGCGGGUGGUGGCCCUGGACUUCCUGGGCUUCGGCUUCAGCGACAAGCCGAGGCCGCACCGCUACUCCAUCUUCGAGCAGGCAUCGCUGGUGGAGGCGCUGCUGAACCACCUGGGCCUGAGCCGCCAGCGGAUCAACGUGCUGUCACAUGACUACGGCGACACCGUGGCGCUGGAGCUGCUCUUCAGGAGCGAGCAGAACCGAAGUGGUCAUGUGAUCUUCAACAGCCUUUGUCUCUCCAACGGAGGAAUCUUCCCGGAGACCCACCAGCCCCGGCUGCUGCAGACGCUGCUGAAGGACUGGAGGCUCCUGGCCGCCGUGCUGAGCCGCCUCACCACCUACCGGCUCUUCCAGCGAGGGCUCGGCGAGGUGUUCGGCCCGUACACGCAGCCCAGCGACGGCGAGUUCUGGGACAUGUGGACCGCUCUGCGCUACAAUGACGGCAACCUGGUUCUGGACAGCGUCCUGCACUUCAUCGACCAGCGCCACCAGCACCGCGACCGAUGGGUGGACGCUCUGACCUCCACCAGCGUGCCACUGCACAUGAUCUACGGGCCCCUGGAUCCAGUCAACCCUCACCCCCACUUCAUCCGCCGCUACCUCCUGAUCUGGUCCGCUGGAAAUUCCGGUGCUGGAUCGACACAUUGCGCAUGUUUUACCUUCUGACGUUUGCUGGGAAGCGCACGCGUCCAUGGUUACAUCGCGCAAAGGUUUUUUUUACCUAUUAAUAUCGUGUUUUUACUUAAAAUAGUCUAGAUUUAGAAAUAGUUUUUUUUUAUCCCAACAAUACAAACAAACUCAGGCGCCGCACCAGGGUCCACAUCAACCUGGUUCAGGGCAGAAGCGCUCCUGUCGAAUCUGUGUGAGACGGCUGUUUCCUGCUCAAUAUUGAUCACGCAUCGGAAGCAAUCGGCAACACAACAAUUAUUUCAAAGAUAAAUCCCAGCUUUACGCGAUAUGACCAGUAAAGACACAUGCGUGUUGCUAACAUCCGGUUCCAGUCCCGGAACUUCCAGCGGACCGCCUCAGGUGGUGCCAACAGGAAACAGGCUCCUGUCCCGAGGGAACGCGUUUCCAAGCUCCGACCUGACGCCAGAGUGUCGCGGGCGGGCGGGCGAGCGUGUGGGGCCGCCGCUCGCCUGGCGAGGAGUGGCAGGUUGAGCUGCUGUGAAAGGUGGCUCCGCCCCCGGCCAGGGUGAGUCUGAGGCUUGUGUGGCUCCUGCAGGCAGCUGGUCCAGAGGUCAAGGGUCAGCGUCCUGGACGAGCACAUCAGCCACUACCCGCAGCUGGAGGACCCCAGCGGCUUCCUGGACGCCUACCUCUCCUUCAUCCACUCCUUCUGAAAGAGCCAUUAAAGACAUCCUCCACACGCAGCUGGCGCAGCAGACUUUAUUACAGGUGACAGGGUGAAAAGGUGGCGAGGCCUUCAGCCCACGGAGGCCAGGAUCACGUCCACCACCGUCUCGUCUCCGCUGCGCACCGUCACCUGCAUGGUGACGCCGUCCGCCAGCGCCAGACGGGCUCGCACCAGCGCGUCGUGGCCCCCGCGGAACACGCCUGCGGAGGAGGGACAGGUCAGUUCCCGGUGACGGCGCCGAGCGGGGCGGGGCGGGAGACUCACCGGCGAGGAGCAGCACGUGCGAGUUCUUGUUCUCGGGAACUUUGUCGGAGCGCUCGCAGGGCUGCAUUCCCAGGAAGGAGACGAUGUUCCCCACGGCCUCUGGAGGGCGAGGGAGCAGAGUCAGAGGCCGGGAAGCCCAGACCUGCACCUGUCACAGCGGCUCCUUACCGUCCAAGGUCCUGACGGACGCCAGGGCAAAGGUCUCUUCCUUCUCGUUCUCCUCGCCCACUUCCUCCCACGCGGCUCCAAAGUUGGGCUUCAGCACCUUCUGGAUGUGGUCGGCCACGGUCACCUCCAGGUCCUCGAGCUGAGACCACAGCACAUCAAGCGCUGCCCACCCGGACCACGACCUGGACCCGGACCCCGACCCUCUACCUACCACGUACUCGUCGUCGUAGCCGUCGUCGUCCGGCUCGCCCGUGUUGGGGUCGCAGUCCCUCACCAGGUACUUCAUGGUGCAGCUGAAGGUGCAGGACACUGGACACAAGGGGGCGGCGUGUUAGAGGGCGGCGAGGGAGGGGUCGCCCGCCGGAGCCCACCUGCCGCAGGGUCGUCGUCCGGCAGCCGCACCAGCGUGUAGCAGGAGCCCGGCUGGCUGUAGGGGAGGCUGGCGGCCGCCACGUGCUGGAUCACCUCGUAGGCUUCCGACGGCUCCAUCUGCACCACCACCUGCGCAGAGAGCGGCGUGAGGCAGCGCCCGAGGCGAAGGCCGGCGGAGGGCGCUACCUUCUGCAGCAGCUGGUCGUUGAGCGUGUUGGUGCAGUCGAACUGGAAGACCAUGUGGCGGGCGAAGGUGUGCUUGACGCAGCGCACCACGUACUCCGUCUCCGCCUCCGUCAGCUGCACCGGCUCCGACGACUUGAAGAGGGCGCCCAGCGCCUGGAACUCUGGGAUGGAGGCCAGUUGUUCUGGGGGGGGGCGGAGGCAGCGUGAGAGCCAGGACGUGGCGGCGCCCGCGGCUGGCCGGACACUCACCCUGGUAGAUGUCCUGGCGGGACGGCGCCAGCUUCUCCGGCAGCUUGCUGCUGGCCACGGGAGCCAUUUCUGCAGAGCGAAAGCUGCGGUCAGCCAUGGAGGGGAAAGAGCGUGGCGGCGGCGGCGGCGGCGCCCUCACCUGUCUUCUGCUCCGUGAUGGGAGCGGUGGCCAGCGGCACGCUCUUCAUGUCGAAGGGCUUCUCCGAGGGCUCCAGCGUGUACUGGUGCAGAGACUUCUCCAGGCCGGGCACCGACACCGACAGACCUGUGGGCGGGGCACGCAGCGCUUAGGAGCAGAGCGAGGAGCGGCGGCCAGGGCGGCGCUCACCGUUGAAGAUGUAGGCAGCGUUGAGAGCCUUCUGCUUCUGCUGGAGGACGUUCAUGUAGAAGGUGGCUCGGUCCCGGACCUCGUCGUCGCUGUCCAUCAUGCACCUGCAGCGGGAGCAGCCCAGGUCAGUCAUGCAGCGAGUGCGCACUGAAGCCCUCGCGAGCACCGAGAGGUGAGGCGUCAUGCCACAGGUGACCAGCAGGUGGCGCUGAGUGGACCGGUCUAAAACCGAGAGCGCCAUCUGGUGGCCUCUGAGCACACCUCGCUCGUCAGAGCUGAGCCGCAGCCACCACCACCACAGUAUUACUGUAGUUCUACAUAUGGAAACGUGAAGAACAAAGGUCAAUACCAUAACAUGUUUUGGAGUAUUUUGCCUGUAAGUGUCUAUGAAUAAAGUACAAGAAAAGGUGUA